GGAUGGGAUUUUAUCGUAUGACCAUGACGAUGAUGAUGAUGACUGUCCGACGCACAUCCCUUUUCCCUCCUGAGAGAUGACGAAUGAGCGCGUCUAGGUGGGAUCGAGGCUCCGGGAGGAGGAUGACGUGGAAGAACCCACAGUCUUUGACGGCGACAGUUGUUUCUCUCUCCGGCUCCUCCAAACCAGCUUCAUCGUCCUCCUCACCAUCAUCAUCACCAUCAUCAUCGCCCCCAGCAGCAGCAGCGUCCAUCGCCAAGUAGACCAAGCAUCGCGCAUCUUCGAGGGGCGCGCGACUCGAAGUGUGGGGGGGGGGGGGGAGAGAUGGGGAAAUGGCAGUCGGCCAAAUGUAAGGAUCAAAAUAUUAAACGAGGUCUUCAUUUAUGAUACAACCCGUGCAUCGAUUUAUGCAUCAAUAGGAAACAUUCAAUCAACGAGAGAUAACCCCAUCUGAAGCAUAAAGCAACAUGGAUGGAGCUUCAUCCUCCCUGCAGUAUGGAUCCAAAAAGCGGGUGAAGAUUCAUCCAAACGCGGUGACAGUAAAAUAUGCCACCCACUUCCCCCAGCCUGGUGAUGAAGGGUAUGACGAUGCACCCUCUUUCGAAGAGUUCGGCGCCUUCGCCGAGGCUAAUGUGGGAAAGAGACUUGUGUCGGACAGCAAAGGCACCAGGACUUUGUUUGGAACCCUGGAGACCCAGCCGAAGCAGUCGAGCGUGCCAAAAGACAAGGGGGUCGGGGGCCAGCUGGCCAGCUUUGGAGAAGCAAACGUGUUGGCCUCCAGGGUGACCUGGAUGGCCUUGUUUGGGGCAGCGGUGGCUCAUGGUUGCGUGGCACUCAUCACUCGCUUAGCAGCCGACCGCUCUAAAGUGCCCUCCCUCGAGCUCCUCUUCAUCCGCUCCGUCAUCCAGGUGCUGUCCAUCCUCGUGGUGUUCUACUACCACGAGGCCCCCUUCGGCCCCAAGGGCUACCGGCUGCGCCUCUUCUUCUACGGUGUGUGCAAUGUAAUCUCCAUCACCUGCGCCUACACCUCUUUUGCUAUAGUACCACCCAGUAACGGCACCCUCAUGUGGCGGGCCUCCACCACCGUCUUCAGUGCAAUCCUGGCCUUCCUGUUGCUGGACGAGAGGCUGGGCUACACAGACGUGGUCACGGUGGUGGGAAGCGUGUUCGGUCUGUGCCUGGUCAUGGUGCCCAACGUGGCAGACGAGGAGAAGACGAGGCUGGGCUUUUGGAAGGAGGCUUUCGGCUACACAAUGACAGUGAUGGCUGGCCUGACCGCCGCCCUCUCCAUGAUCGUCUACCGAGCCAUCAAGGAGCGGGUGAGCAUGUGGACGGCGCUCUUCACCUUCGGCUGGACGGGCACGGUGUGGGGGGCCUCCACCAUGUUCAUCAUGCAGGAGCCCAUCAUUCCUCUGGACGGGGAGACCUGGGGCUAUUUAAUCUGCAUCUGCAUCUGCUCCACCGUGGCGUUCCUCGGAGUCUACUACGCUCUAAACAAGUUUCAUCCAGCCUUAGUUAGCACGGUGCAGCACCUAGAGAUCGUGGUCGCCAUGUUCCUCCAGCUCAUUGUCCUGAGGAUGAUCCCGUCCGUCUACGACGUCAUCGGAGCCCUGGUCAUCAUGGUCAGUGUGUUCACCCUGACGGGAGUCAAGCUGUACAGGGUGAGCAGGGCGAUUCGGCAGGAUUAUCAAGAGAUCCUGGACUCACCCGUCAAAUGAGCAUGGAUAUGUCCGUCUAUUUGUUUACAAUGUUGCUUGGUUGUGCAAUUUAAAGAAUGUCUGGAUCUUCAUCUGAUGAUUUUGUAUUGCUGUGUCGUAUGAAGGGUGCCAGUUGUGUGACUAAUGUCUUAAUAUUUGUGUGUGAAAUAAAAGACAAAUGUAACACAGUGACCACGUGCCCCUGAUAGUACUGCUUCAAUGUCGAAUUGUGUUGAAGACCAAAUUAUGAAGAAAAAAAAAUCAGUUUAAGUUAUGUGAUUUAUUUUGCUCCAACGUUUUGAAUCAUAUUGAAUCUGGUUUUGUGAGUGGCGAUGUAAGAUGAUCAUUUGAAUGAAAUGCACCUUUUAUAGUAAUAACAUCAACAAGGUGUGGUGUAUCCCACAUGUGUCAGUCUGUGCAAAUGUCAGAUAAGAAAUCAUUACGUACAAGGAAUUAAAGAAUAAAAAUGAAUACCAUCCAUGUUUCAUAAAAUAACUGGUGUUGCUUUUAAUAGCCGUUAUCUGUCGCUUGCAAAAGUGUGUAAUUUCCUCAAUUAAACUGCUAUUAGUAAGAUGAAUAUGGGUGGAUAUGAGGUUAAUGGAAGAUCAAUCACUUUGUGCACAACCUUUCGGUGUUUUCUUUUUACCUCUCACGUAAGCUUGGGCACUAGCAAGCCGCUUGAUAUUCGACAUUAGUGAUUACAUCCCCGGGCGCUGCUUCUGUUUACUUUCAGACGUAUGUCGAGCUAAUGGCCAGAGGCAGGUGCACUGUAUUAAAUUAGUCCCCUUUUAACAACAUGAGACCAUCGGAUUUGUUUCUAAUGGACAAUUCAGUGGCUCACCGUGGUGUUUCCUUUCUCUAUGAAGCAAGCCAAGCCAAGGCCGCGGUGUCCCCAGGGCAAAGCGACCCUGAUGGAAUGAGAUAAAGACGUACGAUGAUGCAGAGCGGAUGAAAGAGGCCAUGUUGCGGUUCAAAGCUGACACAAACACGGAUGUUUCACGACGAGCCCAGCAGGUGGCAUUCACAAUUCACUCCGUCAGUUAAUCCGAGGUAGCUGUGGUGUAUUCAGAAGAUCAUCCCAGGGUUAAUAAUCAUUACUGCAUCAAAACAGCCCAAACACAUGACUUGACACGGCUCACCCAAAGCCUGUUCAUUUAGUGAGCAGAAGCAGAAAUAUUUGAAAACUUUAUGAGCUUGUAAUGGGUUGUAACUUUGUGAAACUCAGAGGAUGACGUGUAGAACCCACAGUCGGUGACAGCGACAGCUGCUUCUUCAACACUUGCAUGUUUCACGUAUAUUUAAUAUGUAACCGGAAAUAUUCAUCGUUGUGGUUUUACCCACACACAAAGAAAGACGUUUUGCUGAAAUAAAAUCAUUACAUGGUGAUGAUC
Pungitius pungitius (ninespine stickleback) is the source of this 3088-nucleotide messenger RNA. RefSeq names its product solute carrier family 35 member G2b (gene slc35g2b). Gene Ontology annotation, cellular component: membrane. NCBI's taxonomy places the organism in Eukaryota, Metazoa, Chordata, Actinopteri, Perciformes, Gasterosteidae. The coding region runs from base 468 to 1718 and encodes 416 amino acids. The record is from RefSeq and is a predicted model, not a curated record. The transcript is spliced from 2 exons.